This is a messenger RNA of Cucurbita moschata (crookneck pumpkin), 669 nucleotides long. RefSeq names its product thiosulfate sulfurtransferase 18-like. The coding region runs from base 147 to 578 and encodes 143 amino acids. Gene Ontology annotation, molecular function: catalytic activity. The record is from RefSeq and is a predicted model, not a curated record. The transcript is spliced from 6 exons. Lineage: Eukaryota; Viridiplantae; Streptophyta; Magnoliopsida; Cucurbitales; Cucurbitaceae.
CUUCCAUACCGCUCAUUCGCAGUCAAAUUUCGCCGGCAGUUUCCGCCGCCGUUGUUAUUCCGCCCACUUUUCCGCGACGGUUUCUGGUUUUCCAGACUUCAAAAACCGCCCACAGAUCUCGAACCACCGGAAUCGCACCGCUAAUCAUGGGCUCCCUCGAUAGCUUCGAAGCCGGAAUCGUCACCGUCGACGUCAAAACCGCCAAGAACCUCCUCCAUUCCGGCUACGCUUUUCUCGACGUCAGGACUGUCGAGGAGUUCAAGGAAGGGCACGUAGCGAAUGAGAAGAUCGUCAAUAUUCCGUAUCAAUUCAAUUCUCCAGACGGUAGGGUGAAGAAUGAUCAGUUUCUGGAGGAGGUGUCGGCGGUCUUUAAGAAAGACGACCGCCUCGUCGUGGGUUGUCGAAGUGGGGUAAGAUCUUUGCUCGCCAUUGAAGACCUCCGAAAUGAUGGCUUCGAGCAUUUGACAGAUCUGGGCGGAGGGCAUCUGGCUUGGCUGGCGUAUGGAUUUCCUGUGGCUAAGCCAAAAGUAAAGACAACUGAUCCAAAGAGUGUGGACCUUCAGGCUGACGAGCUUUGAUCGUACAAUAAAUAAAUAAAUAAAAAUAAAUAAAACGCAGCAAUAAUUUGUCUUCUGGUUGUAAAGUUUAUUAUUGAAUAAUUUUAUUUUA